UCUCUGAAAAACUUUAGUUUAUUCUUGGGUUUUUCCGAUUUUUCUCCUUCUCCAUCGCUUUUUGAGUUUCGGCCCCUUUAGUGUCUAUCUUCUUUUAUUAUUUUCUUUUUUUCAUUUUUGAUCCAAGUGUGGUGGAUUGGAAAAAAAAUCUAGGAAUCUGUCAAUGUCUUGGUGCUGUCACUUGUCACCAACUUCAAACCAGCUUGUGCUUUGCGAGAUUUGUGCGCUGUACGUGUUCUGUUUCGUGUUUUAAUAUUGGAAUUCUGAUUUUUUAUUUUUUCCCAAAGGGUACUCCAUCGGAUUUGCUUGUGUUCUGGGAUUUUUUCGCGUAUGGGUUUUUCUCCUCUGGAGGUCGUAUGAUGUUCAAGGUAAGGAAUUAAGCUCAAAAGACCCUAACUUCAGUUCCAGCUAAGCUCAAACGAUCCAGUUUCUUCCUUCUUCCAUUGAUUUCCAGAUGGGCAAUAGACGAUUUGAACUGCUCAUUUCUCUUUUUUCAAUCCUUUGUUUGGUUUGGUUUUCCUCUGGAUUUUCCCCCGUGGAUAAUUUGCUCAUUGAUUGUGGAUCAUCCACCAACACAACUGUGGAUGGUAGAGUUUUCAUGGCGGAUGACUUGGCAUCUGAUUUACUCUCCACUCCAGAAAAACUCCUUGCCAACACCUCAAAACCCGUCACCUCCUCCAAUGAUUCAUCACUUUACCAAACAGCUAGAAUCUUCACCUCCACCUCCAAGUACACUCUCCCCAUCCGCCAAUCUGGAAGGCACUGGAUUCGCCUGUAUUUUUUCCCAUUUGUUUCUGGCACCCACAACUUGAGUUUAGCCAACUUUGCUGUUUCCACCCAAGAUCAUCUUCUGCUCAGUGAUUUCACUGUACGUUCCAGGGUUGUCAAGGAAUUCUCGGUAAACGUCACCACAAACACCCUUAUCAUCACCUUCAUUCCAUCCAAUAAUUCAUUUGCAUUCAUAAAUGCCCUGGAGGUUGUCUCAGUUCCAAACCAGUUGAUUACAGAUGAUGCCAGCGUUAUUGGUCAAGCUGGGGGAUUUCUGGGCCUGUUAUGGCAGGCAUUAGAGACUGUUGCUAGGGUUAAUAUGGGUGGACCAACUAUUACUCCCAGCAAUGAUACACUAGGUAGAACUUGGGUGCCUGAUGGGAAUUUCCUUGUAGAGAAGAACCUUGCCAAGAGUGUGUCUAAUAUUGGAGCUGUUAACUAUGUGGAUGGUGGGUCAACACCUGAUAUUGCUCCAAAAACUGUGUAUGGUACUGCUUCUGAGAUGAAUUCAGCUGAUAAUCCCAUCAACAAUUUCAAUGUAACAUGGGAAUUCUCCAUUAAUCCUGGUUAUCAGUAUCUUCUCCGGUUUCAUUUUUGUGAUAUAGUGAGCUUGUCCCUCAACCAGCUUUACUUCAAUGUUUAUGUUGAUUCUUGGCUGGUUGUUAGGGAUCUUGAUCUUAGUACUUACUUGGUUAAUACUUUGGGUGCUGCAUAUUACAUGGAUUAUGUUACAGUGCCGGCAGUUAGCAAUAAGCUUCGUGUUAGUAUCGGCCCGUCUGCUCUGCAUUUGGAUUUCCCUAAUGCUAUUCUGAACGGGUUGGAAAUCAUGAAAAUGAACAAUUCUGCAGGCAGCCUUAGUGGACCACCGAUUAAUUUAUCCGCUUCAAGUUCAAAGAAGAAUGUUGCAAUGAUAGUGGGUGUGACUGUUGGUGCAUUUUUUGCAAUGGUGUUGGCUGGAAUUCUCUUUCUGGUGUGCAGGAGAAGGAAGCUGUUGGCUCAGGGUCACUCGAAGACAUGGAUUCCGUUGUCCAUUAAUGGAGAAACUUCCCAUACAAUGGGAAGUAAAUGCUCGAAUGGUACUAUUGCCAGCAUAGCUUCCAACUUAGGAUAUCGCUAUCCUUUUGCAGUUGUUCAAGAGGCAACAAACAACUUCGAUGAGAGUUGGGUUCUCGGAAUUGGUGGUUUUGGCAAGGUGUACAAGGGUGUGAUGAAUGAUGGAAUGAAAGUAGCUGUCAAGAGGGGAAAUCCCAAGUCUCAUCAGGGACUUGCCGAGUUUCAGACUGAAAUUCAGAUGUUAUCUCAUUCAGAACCGCCAUUUGGUUCGUUGAUUGGUUACUGUGAUGAAAAAAAACGAGAUGAUCUUGAUCUAUGAAUAUAUGGAAA
Molecule: messenger RNA, 2151 nt
Organism: Carica papaya (papaya)
Lineage: Eukaryota; Viridiplantae; Streptophyta; Magnoliopsida; Brassicales; Caricaceae
Product: receptor-like protein kinase HERK 1
Biological process (GO): protein phosphorylation
Molecular function (GO): ATP binding; protein kinase activity
Source: RefSeq, a predicted model, not a curated record